Penicillium malachiteum is the source of this 951-nucleotide messenger RNA. RefSeq lists its product as uncharacterized. The transcript has 2 exons. The coding region runs from base 1 to 951 and encodes 316 amino acids. Gene Ontology annotation, cellular component: Mis6-Sim4 complex; kinetochore. The record is from RefSeq and is a predicted model, not a curated record. Lineage: Eukaryota; Fungi; Ascomycota; Eurotiomycetes; Eurotiales; Aspergillaceae.
AUGAACACACGCGCCAACCACUCCGCAACUCCAGACCCCGAAGCAGAGCAACUAGACACCGAAAUCGCCUCCAUUCGCGCGCAGAUCCGAAAUCUCCAACGCCGCAAAAGAUUCCUCUCAUCAAGUCUUCUUGCUUCCCCAAACGUCCAAUCCUUCCUCCGCAAACCCCCAACAAGCCUCCAAGAUGAUCUUUCCCCAUUAGCCCAAGCAGCCGGGAAACACUCCACAACAAAUCACUACCGAAUCGCAUUUGGCACGACCGCAUUCCCCUUCAAGGAUCCUUCUCCUACAGCUCCAGCCGGGAAUCUUCUGGGCGUGCGCAUUGACGUAAGCACGCGCAAUGGUCGAUUCGCGAAGCCCUACUAUAUCCUCCUACAGCGUGAACGCGUUCGGGGUGAAAAGGAGAUGAAAUUACGAGUUCACAGACACACCGUUCCGGCAUUUAUUUCCAUGUCCAAGUUAGAGGAUGUUUAUCUUCCAGGAAAUAAGAAAGUAUCCUCUGCGAAUGAGGAGAGUGAAGGGAGUGACGAGGAGGAAGAGAUGAGGAAAGCGAAGGCGAAAAGGAAUACUCGGAAACAGGAUCUACGAGGCUUUGUUCGUGAACUACGACGUGAGCUUGUGGCUUGGCAUUUACGAUGCGAUGUGGUCGAAAUGCUGCGUGAGCAAUUGGGAUUAAGUGAUGAUGCGGAAUCGAAUUCUGUGGAUCGCUUAUCCCCGGAAAGCAAGGCGGGUAUUGUAUCGCUGGAUUCGACGUCUAUUGAGACGCGGUAUGUGCGGUUGGAAUGGGAGGAUGGGCGUGUUGGACGGUUUAAGCUGUCUAAUACGGGACUUGUGGAACGGGCGGUUGUUAUUGGGGAUCUUGGUCGAGAUAAGGCCAUUGAGGAUGCGAUGAUUGGAGGUGGUGCGAGGAUUGAGACUCUUUUGGAGAGACUGAAGGAGCAUACUCCUUGA